Messenger RNA from Aspergillus terreus NIH2624, 1239 nucleotides. RefSeq names its product protein geranylgeranyltransferase type I subunit CDC43 (gene cdc43). Bases 1 to 1239 code for a protein of 412 amino acids. Gene Ontology annotation, biological process: protein geranylgeranylation. Lineage: Eukaryota; Fungi; Ascomycota; Eurotiomycetes; Eurotiales; Aspergillaceae. The transcript is spliced from 5 exons. Gene Ontology annotation, cellular component: CAAX-protein geranylgeranyltransferase complex. The record is from RefSeq and is a predicted model, not a curated record. Gene Ontology annotation, molecular function: CAAX-protein geranylgeranyltransferase activity.
AUGACCGACCCCGCCGUGUUCAACCGCGAACGUCACAUCAAAUAUUUCCUACGAUGUCUGAAGACCUUCCUCCCCGAUCUAUACACGUCCAAUGACUCCAACCGCAUGCUGCUUGCCUUCUUUACGGUCGCCGGCCUGGACGUGCUCGGGGAACUCCAUAACAAGACCACGCCAGAGGAACGAAAGGGCUAUAUCGAAUGGAUCUAUCACUGCCAGGUCCCGUCGGGUGGGUUUCGUGGAUUCACCGGAACUGAUUUCGGGUCGGAGAGACGGACGCCGGACAAUGAGGCGUGGGAUCCGGCGAACGUCCCGGCGACUUUCUUUGCGCUGGUGAUCCUGCUCAUUUUGGGCGACGAUCUUUCGCGCGUCAAGCGGAUCGAGUGUCUACAAUGGCUGCCGAAUAUGCAGCGGCACGACGGGAGCUUUGGCGAGGUGCUCGGGCCAGGCGGGCAGAUCGAAGGAGGAGGCGACCUGCGCUUUUGCUGUUUCGGCGCUGGCACGCGGUAUAUAUUGCGGGGACGCCGGGGGGAUGGUCUACAAGACGUUGACGACAUCGAUGUAGACGCGUUGGUGGCAUUCAUCGAGGCCUGUCAGACAUACGAUGGUGGUAUCGCCGAGGGCGCCUUUUGCGAGUCACACUCUGGACAUACGUAUUGCGGAAUUGGAGCUCUCACGUUUUUGGGGAGGCUCGAAAGUGAUCGCAGAUCGGUACCUCUUCUUACACCCGGCACGGAGGGAUUCGAAUCUCUAGUGCGAUGGCUGGUUGCCAGACAGACAACGGAACUUGGCGACGACGAUGACGAUGAGAGUGGCUCGGAGGCCGAAGAGACGCAGGACUUGUCGGACCGAGUGGGACAGCUCAGCCUAGAGAACAUCCAUCGACUCCCCAAUUGCCCUGUUCCCAUGGCAGAUUCAUUACGAUGGGCCGGCUUCAAUGGGCGGAGUAACAAGUAUGCAGACACAUGCUAUUCCUUUUGGAACACGGCAACAUUGGCUAUGAUGGGCCGACUACAGCUAGUCGACGCCGAAAGAAACCGACGAUACCUGUUGGAAAAGACACAGCAUAUUGUUGGUGGGUUCGGCAAAGGCGUUGGAGAGCCACCCGAUCUUCUACAUUCCUACUUGGGGAUGGUGUCGCUGGCAUUCCAAGGAGAAGCGGGACUUGCCAGCGUCGAUCCCACGAUGUGUGCGAGCCAUCGCGCCGUGGAGCAUCUGCACUCACUUCCCUGGUGGAAAUAG